Messenger RNA from Notechis scutatus (mainland tiger snake), 4746 nucleotides. RefSeq names its product F-box and leucine rich repeat protein 17 (gene FBXL17). Gene Ontology annotation, cellular component: cytoplasm. NCBI's taxonomy places the organism in Eukaryota, Metazoa, Chordata, Lepidosauria, Squamata, Elapidae. Gene Ontology annotation, molecular function: protein binding. The record is from RefSeq and is a predicted model, not a curated record.
AAAAGGUCCUGCCGAGCAGGGUGGCGGUGGCUCGGCUUCCUAUAUGGGCCAUACUAUUUCGAGGAAAAGCACUAAUCCGAAAGCGGAGAAAAAUCACCUCCGCGCCCCCCUGAGGGGGAAGGUCCCUCCGCCGCCACGGACCUGGACCUGCUUCCUCCGGGGGCCCUGCAUGCUGUGUUUCUUGGUCCACAGUGCCAGGCCACCCGCCGCGAAGGACCAGCCGUCGCCUUCCUUCCCCUGCACGGCUGCGAAGCCCUCCGGCGACCGCCACGUUCGGCGCCUUUUGCGCUGGCCUCCCGUGUCGGUCUGGGAAGAGCAGGGUCGCCGCCGUUUGCUCUUCUCCAGCCUGCUCUUUUCGACGCCUCUUCUUCCUUCUCCUCCGCCGCCGCCGCCAGCGCGCCGGGGCUUCUUCGGGUCUGCGCUGGAGAGCAGCGAGGCUCCCGUGGAGAUGGUGUGCAAGCGCAAAGGGAUCGGGCUGCGCGCCUAUCCGCCGCGGAAACAGCCCCGUUGCGCCAUCCUCCGGGGAAAUGCGGCGGGUCCCGGCGCCCCUUCGCCGCCCUCGACCGACCCCGCCGAAUGCCAGCAGGUGCUCUUGCCCGAGCAGCACCUCUGCCCUCUGCCCCGCGCCGUAGACUGUGCCCGGGAAGCUUCGCCUAAAGACUCCGUCGCCGAGGAUGGGAAGGAGAUAAUCCCAAGUAGCUCUCCCUCGCACCUGCCGGAGCUCGAUGGGAGAGAGAGGCCCGAGCCGGGCGAACCUUACUGUGAAGAACCCCCCGAAAACCCGGAGGACUGUUGCCAAGAAUCGCAGCCACCGCUGCUGGAUAUUAACCAGCUGCCUCCCUCCAUCCUUCUCAAGAUAUUUUCCAAUUUAUCUUUGAAUGAGCGAUGUCUUUCAGCAUCAUUGGUUUGUAAAUACUGGCGUGACCUCUGUUUAGAUUUCCAGUUUUGGAAACAAUUGGACCUCAGUAGUCGUCAGCAGGUCACUGAUGAAUUACUGGAAAGAAUUGCAUCGCGAAGCCAGAAUAUAACUGAAAUCAACAUUUCUGAUUGUCGUAAUGUGACUGAUACUGGUGUAUGUAUGCUAGCAUCUAAGUGUCAUGGACUUCUAAAAUAUACUGCAUAUAGGUGUAAACAGCUGUCUGAUACAUCUCUGUCUGCUGUUGCCUCACAAUGUCCUCAGCUUCAGAAAGUUCAUGUUGGCAACCAAGAUCGUCUUACUGAUGAAGGUCUUAAGCAGUUGGGCUCAGAAUGCAGAGAAUUGAAAGACAUUCACUUUGGGCAGUGUUACAAGAUCUCAGAUGAAGGAAUGACCAUUAUAGCUAAAGGAUGCCUGAAGUUACGGAGAAUAUACAUGCAGGAAAACAAAUUAGUAACUGAUCAGUCUGUUAAAGCAUUUGCUGAGCAUUGUCCCGAGUUACAGUAUGUUGGGUUUAUGGGCUGUUCUGUUACAUCUAAAGGAGUGAUACAUCUUACUAAUCUAAGAAACCUUUCCAGCUUGGACUUACGUCAUAUCACAGAACUGGAUAAUGAAACUGUAAUGGAGAUAGUAAAGAAAUGCAGAAACCUUACCUCUCUCAAUCUGUGUCUGAAUUGGAUCAUAAAUGACAGAUGUGUGGAGGUCAUUGCUAAAGAAGGACAGAAUUUGAAAGAACUUUAUUUGGUAUCAUGUAAGAUCACAGAUUAUGCCCUGAUAGCCAUUGGAAGAUACAGUAUGACAAUAGAGACAGUUGAUGUGGGGUGGUGCAAAGAAAUCACAGAUCAGGGAGCCACCCAGAUUGCUCAGACUAGUAAAUCACUCCGAUACUUGGGACUGAUGAGAUGUGAUAAGGUGAGUGAAGUGACUGUGGAACAACUGGUACAGCAACACCCACAUAUCACCUUCAGUACAGUGCUACAAGAUUGCAAGCGGACCUUGGAACGGGCAUACCAGAUGGGUUGGAUACCCAGUAUGUCCAGUGCCUCUUAACUCAUGCUAUGGCAUUAAAAAAAGAGAUUUAAACUGAACAAUUGAAAAUGGUUAAGGAUUUUUAAUUAAUAGUUCUUGCUUUUUGUUAAAUAUAUGUUUUGUGUAUGUAUAUGCAAGAGAGAGAGCAUGGGUGUAUGGCAGAUGUUUAUUCAGUCUUUUAAUGGAAAUAUCAGAAGAAAAAUAUGGUCAGAUAUAUUUAAUUUUUCUGAAAUGUUUAUUUGUCAAUUUAAAAUCUGCAAAUCAGUAGAUUUUGCAGAGAGCUUGCCCUUUUUUGUAAAUUGAAUGUUUACAUAAACUAGAAUACUGCUUGGAUGUUUUUUCAAGGUAUAUGUUCAUGAUAGAAACAAUUCUUUAGAGAUGCAUUAUAAGUUUUUUUUUAUUUGUUGUUUAAGAGCUUUAGGUUUUAACUGCGCAAGUGAGUUUCUUCUAGCUCUAAGAUUAGUUUCAACACUAUAAUAUGUUGUUAUGCCUUUUUGUUUCAUGCUAUUUAUUAUUAAUAGUCCAUAGUUCUUUUUAAAUUGUAAGUUGCAACUCCUUUCCCAAAUUCCUCUUAAAUUAGAAGGAAUAGAUAAUCUUAAAUCAGAUCAGAUAUGGCUAACUUCUUGUGCAUUUUUUAAAUGCACAUUUAUAAAAAUCUACAAAGGUACAAAAAUAUAACAAUUUUUAUGAUAAAUUUUAUUUUGAGUGGAAUCUUUAAUAAAUGCUGGACAUAACAUAAUGGCAAUUUAAGUAGACUGGUCUCUAAAAUAAUAUUUUUCAUUGUUUGUGAAUGUAUGUAUUUAAGUGGAUAUUCCUUGAUUACAUUUCUACAUAUUUUCACUUUCCAGUUUUGUACAUCUUCUUUUUAAUUUUCAGCACUUUUUAUUAUUUAGAUCGGUGAAAAGUAGAGUAUCUAAGGAUUCAGGAUUCCUCAGUGUGUAAAGAAACCUCAGACUUGCAUUUCCUGUAUGCUUCUACAGCAUCUCAGGGGAGAAGGAAAGAAACAUCUGCCUCCACUUAAACUUCCUGUUAUAUCUAAAUCUGCAGGAAUUGUAGUUAAUUGAAAGUACGGUUAAGUCAAACAAGUCAGAAUCAAACUAUAGUAUCUGUUUCUGGCCUAUUUCUUCAUAUAUAUAAUUUAAACAAAGAUGUUUGGAGAUGUAUUUCUCCAAAAAUGUUCAUAAUUUAUUUCAAACUAGAAAUGAAUUGUUUUGGUCUCUUUCUAUGAAGCCCAACUGCUGACUCAUUCUAUGAUGCCCAACUGUGAUUCAGAUCUAAUGUUCAUAAUGCAUUUUUUUAAAGCAUUCUCUCAUCCAUGCCAAUAUGGUAACUUUUUCAAAAUACAUGGAAACUCCUGUAGGAAGUAUGCAAGUCUAUUCAUCGGCCUUGGAUUUGAGUAAAAAUGUUUGCAUGUGUUAACUACUGUACUUAUAAAAACAAAUUAGGCCAAGCUCAUAAAUAUCUUUAUGCUGUCAUUCACUCAGGUUUACAACUAUAAUGACAAGUUAUAAUGAAAUAUGUAACCUCAUAUGGAAUCUUAAGAACUUUUUAAAAAAAUGACAGCAUAUAAAACCACUUGCUCAAAAUAAACUUUGUAUGACCAUGUAUCUGCAUUCAUGUUAACCAUAAAGCACACCAUACUGAUGUAAAUCAUCCCUUAGUAAGAAGUUUAUUAUCCCACCAUGUUAUAUAAUCCUAGGAAUAAAUUUUAUGGAAUUCAAUCUGGCCAGAUGUGUAUAGAAUGACAUUGUUAUUCUUCAUUCAACAUAGAAUAUCAAAUGCUGCCGUAAGGUAAAGAGAAGAUUUUGAUUACAUUAGAUACUUGGUACUGAUAGUUGUAAAAUCUUUUUUGAUGAGAAACUUCUAUCUAGAAUCAGAGUUUCAUUUUAGUGAGGCAUACUAGUUUUUAUUUAUCAAAUAUCUACACUGUUCAUUUCACAUAAUUAAGUCUGCAUGGUUUACAAAGAACAUAAUGAAACAAUAUAAAAUAUGACUAAAAGCAAAAUAGUUAAAAACAAUUAAAUUCAAAGUUAAAAUAUAUAAGUUAAAAGUGAAAAUUAAAGUUUAAGUGUUCACAAGACUAAAAAGGUAAACUAGAUUGAGGGAGAACCCUCAAGCCACCAACCAUUCCCACAGUUGCAUAACUAUCUUAAAUCCUCAUGUUAAGUGGCAUAGCCAAGAAAACUAGAACAGUGGGGGCUCGCCUUACCUCUGGGCUAAAAUGUUCCAGAAGCAGGGGAAACAGCAAAAAAGGCCAUCUUCCUAGAUCUUGCCAGUCAAAAUUCUUUAACUGACAGGAUUCACAGCUUGCCCUCUCUGUUUAACCAGGUAUAAUGGGUUCAUGUAAUUGUGACAAGAAGGUACCUUGGAUACCCUUGUCCCAUGCCAUGACAGAUUUUAAAGGUGAUAACCAAUAUUUUAAAUUGGACCCAGAAGCCAACUGCUCACACCACUACAUUCUGCACCAGUUACAGCUUCCAGGUAGUCUUCAAGGGUAGCCUCAUGUAGAGCACAUUGCAGCAGUCCAUCUGGAAAAUGAUCAGGGCAUGAGUGAUUGAAGGGCUUCUCAAUCCAGGAAAGGGAAUUAACUGGGUACAUACCCAAACUUUAGCAAAGGCUUGAGUGCUAUCUACGAAGGAAUCAAAUACUUCCCUAUCAUUUAUAAUUAAGUUGGAUAAUUUUCAUAUUAUUAUUGCAUCUGAUAGAAUCAGCAUUAUUGUAUUACUAUGAGAAUUCUUCUGAUUCCCCAAAUUGAUUAACUGAAUAUAGUUAGAAAAUCACCAUAAUAUAAACAAGAGAAU